AUGCUCUGCAUAAGCCAGGUUUAUGCGGUUUCGGAUUGGCAUAUUAGAUAUGCUGUGACAAAAGCAUUUUUGGAUACCAAGAUGAUUGAAGGGUCUUCUAUACAAGAGCAAGGGGUUAAGAUGCUAUCCCUUGUGGAGAAGCUCAAGGACUUGAAGCCUGAUCUUGAAAAAGAGACAUACAUUGACGUGAUCCUUCAGUCUCUUCCUCCCUCCUUUGAUCCGUUUAUCAUGAACUAUAAUAUGAAUGGGCUUGACAAACACCUUCAUGAGUUGAUAAAUAUGUUAGUCCAGUAUGAGGCAAUGAUUGAAAAGUCUGCAUCUUCAGUAUUGGUAGGGUAG
Molecule: messenger RNA, 339 nt
Organism: Sesamum indicum (sesame)
Lineage: Eukaryota; Viridiplantae; Streptophyta; Magnoliopsida; Lamiales; Pedaliaceae
Source: RefSeq, a predicted model, not a curated record